Hibiscus syriacus is the source of this 1698-nucleotide messenger RNA. RefSeq lists its product as uncharacterized. Lineage: Eukaryota; Viridiplantae; Streptophyta; Magnoliopsida; Malvales; Malvaceae. The record is from RefSeq and is a predicted model, not a curated record. The coding region runs from base 213 to 1301 and encodes 362 amino acids. The transcript has 7 exons. Gene Ontology annotation, molecular function: DNA-binding transcription factor activity. Gene Ontology annotation, biological process: regulation of DNA-templated transcription.
AGAAGGCUUCAUGAUGCAGAAAACACCCAAAAAAGCGUAAAAAAUGAAAAAGAAAACCGUAAGAAGCAGUUCGCUUCCGAUUCAGAAACAUUGAAGAGUUGCAGUUGGAGAUCUCAAUUCUUCAAUCCCCUGAAGGACACAAUCAAUUGUUCUUUUGGUUUUCUUUCUUGAAUGGAGGGCUUAUUGUCUCCUAGAACCAGUUGUUCUUGGUCAUGGCGAAUUCCAAGGGGUCAACAGACAUAAGAGAUUUGAUCUUUUCUGGAAAGCAUGCUUUACUUCCACCAAAAAGUCCAUAUCCUACAGUUUCCCAAACAUAUAUUGAUCAUGACCUCAACAAUGUAAAUGGAUCAAUUCAAAAUCCUAGAGAGGGAAAUACACACCACCUGCGCACAUCCUCUGAAAGUUUUCUGAUAGAGGAACAACCCUCUUGGCUGGAUGAUCUUCUUAAUGAGCCAGAGACACCUGUGCGCAGAGGAGGUCAUCGUCGUUCAUCCAGUGACUCUUUUGCAUAUAAUGAUGUAUCUAAUGCUUGUAACCUAGAUUAUGCAGCACAGGAGGAGUACAGAUAUAAAAAUAUCAUUUCUGCACCUUCUUGGGCAUCUCUGGAAUAUGAUUAUCACAGUCAAAAAGAUGCCCAGCUUCCUGCUUUCUUCACUGAUGUGAACUUGGUCAAGCAAAAAAAUAGGGCAUGGGAUUCAUCUUUGAAUCCCGUGACUCAUCCGAGUGGGCAUUCUUAUCGUAGAGAAAGCACCAUUCUUCAGGGUACAGGAUCAUCAUGUGCUCAAAAAGUAGAGAGUGUUCCACCAACAGCGAGUGAAAAACAAGAUUCUAUUGGAUCUGCCCUUCUUGAUGCAAAAGCUUCUUCUGAGAAAAAGGAUAAUUCUUAUGCUAAGUCUUUAUCUGACAGUGAUUCAAAACGGGCAAAGCAGCAGUUUGCUCAACGCUCAAGGGUGCGCAAACUUCAAUACAUAGCUGAGCUGGAAAGAAAUGUUCAAGCUUUGCAGGCCGAGGGAUCUGAAGUUUCAGCUGAGCUCGAAUUUCUCAAUCAGCAGAAUCUUCUUCUUAACAUGGAGAACAAAGCUCUUAAACAACAUUUAGAGAGUUUAGCCCAGGAGCAGCAUAUCAAACAUCUUGAGCAUGAAGUAUUGGAGAGGGAGAUCGGUAGGCUUAGAGUCUUGUACCAGCAACAGCGGCAGCAGCAGCCAUCUUCAUCAUCUAGCCAUCGACGCUCCCGCAGUAGAGAUCUUGAAUCCCAAUUUACAAACCUCUCUCUGAAACACAAGGAUGCCAAUUUAGGCUAAAGCAAAGUUCAUCAGCCACCGUGACUUAGCUUCUCUUUAUUUUAUUUGUCAGUCGGCUCUUAACCCUUUUUUACCCCUUUUAACAUCUUCAUGUGCAGCACCUGGUCAUUAUUGCCAUAAAAUUGUCUUUAUUAUUCUUUUUGCAGACAUAUGAUUCACCUGAGGAGGUUAACAUAAGAGCAGGUUCCAUGUUUCACUUUGACUCCCUCGUGUGUCUUGUAUGUUCAUCAAUGGUUAUGAUUUAGAUAUUUUUUUAUAUGCCCCAUCAAUUUCUGAGUAUCAACGUUAGUGCUGAGAUCUUUAGGAUGUCUGGAUGUGCAUUAUUUUUGUAUUGCAUAACGGAAGGGAAACAUUUUUCUUGUAAACUGUUUUUAAUUGAAAAUUCAUGAUUUCUCUU